Molecule: messenger RNA, 5509 nt
Organism: Coregonus sp. 'balchen'
Lineage: Eukaryota; Metazoa; Chordata; Actinopteri; Salmoniformes; Salmonidae
Source: the annotation of a GenBank genome assembly
AUGGGACAGAACAGUCUCUACAUGGGACAGAACAGUCUCUACUGCGUUGACUCUCUAACAUGGGACAGAACAGUCUCUACAUGGGACAGAACAGUCUCUACUGCUGUUGACUCUCUAACAUGGGACAGAACAGUCUCUACUGCUGUUGACUCUCUAACAUGGGACAGAACAGUCUCUACAUGGGACAGAACAGUCUCUACUGCUGUUGACUCUCUAACAUGGGACAGAACAGUCUACAUGGGACAGAACAGUCUCUACUGCUGUUGACUCUCUAACAUGGGACAGAACAGUCUCUACAUGGGACAGAACAGUCUCUACUGCGGUUGACUCUCUAACAUGGGACAGAACAGUCUCUACAUGGGACAGAACAGUCUCUACUGCUGUUGACUCUCUAACAUGGGACAGAACAGUCUCUACUGCUUUGACUCUCUAACAUGGGACAGAACAGUCUCUACAUGGGACAGAACAGUCUCUACUGCUGUUGACUCUCUAACAUGGGACAGAACAGUCUCUACAUGGGACAGAACAGUCUCUACUGCAGUUGACUCUCUAACAUGGGACAGAACAGUCUCUACAUGGGACAGAACAGUCCUCUACUGGCUGUUGACUCUCUAACAUGGGGGACAGAACAGUCCUACUAGUACCUGCGGUUGACUCUCUAACAUGGGACAGAACAGUCUCUACUGGCUGUUGACUCUCUAACAUGGGACAGAAGUGUCUCUACUGCGGUUGACUCUCUAACAUGGGACAGAACAGUCUCUACUGCUGUUGACUCUCUAACAUGGGACAGAACAGUCUCUACUGCUGUUGACUCUCUAACAUGGGACAGAACAGUCUCUACUGCGGUUGACUCUCUAACAUGGGACAGAACAGUCGCUACUGCGGUUGACUCUCUAACAUGGGACAGAACAGUCUCUACUGGCGUUGACUCUCUAACAUGAGACAGAACAGUCUCUACUUGCUGUUGACUCUCUAACAUGGGACAGAGUCGUCUCUACUGCGGUUGACUCUUAACAUGGGACAGAACAGUCUCUACUGCUGUUGACUCUCUACAUGGACAGAACAUUCUUACUGCUGUUGACUCUAACAUGAGGACAGAACAGUCUCUACUGCUGUUGACUCUCUAACAUGGGACAGAACAGUCCUCUACUGCUGUUGACUCUCAACAUGGGACAGAACAGUCUCUACUGCUGGUUGACUCUAACAUGAGACAGAACAGUCUCUACUGCUGUUGACUCUCUAACAUGGGACAGAACAGUCCCUCUACUGCUGUUGACUCUCUAAACAUGGGACAGAACAGUCUCUACUGCUGUUGACUCUCUAACAUGGAGACAGAACAGUCUCUACUGCUGUUGACUCUCUAACAUGGGACAGAACAGUCUCUACUGCUGUUGACUCUAACAUGAGACAGAACAGUCUCUACUGCUGUUGACUCUCUAACAUGGGACAGAACAGUCUCUACUGCUGUUGACUCUCUAACAUGGGACCAGAACAGUCUCUACUGCUGUUGACUCUCUAACAUGGGACAGAACAGUCUCUACUGCUGUUGACUCUCUAACAUGGGACAGAACAGUCUCUAUCUGCUGGUUGACCUCUAACAUGGGACAGAACAGUCUCUACUGCUGUUGACUCUCAACAUGGACAGAACAGUCGCUACUGCGGUUGACUCUCUAACAUGGGACAGAACAGUCUCUACUGCGUUGACUCUAACAUGGACAGAACAGUCGCUACUGCGGUUGACUCUCUAACAUGGGACAGAACAGUCGCUACUGCGGUUGACUCUCUAACAUGGGACAGAACAGUCUCUACUGCUGUUGACUCUAUAACAUGGGACAGAACAGUCUCUACUGCGUUGACUCUCUAACAUGGGACAGAACAGUCGCUACUGCUGUUGACUCUAACAUGGACAGAACAGUCUCUACUGCGUUGACUCUCUAACAUGGGACAGAACAGUCUCUACUGCUGUUGACUCUCUAACAUGGGACAGAACAGUCUCUACUGCUGUUGACUCUCUAACAUGGGACAGAACAGUCUCUACUGCUGUUGACUCUAACAUGGACAGAACAGUCUCUACUGCUGUUGACUCUCUAACAUGGGACAGAACAGUCUCUACUGCUGUUGACUCUCAACAUGGACAGAACAGUCUCUACUGCUGUUGACUCUCUAACAUGGGACAGAACAGUCUCUACUGCUGUUUGACUCUCUAACAUGGGACAGAACAGUCUCUACUGCUGUUGACUCUUUAACAUGGGACAGAACAGUCUCUACUGCUGUUGACUCUCUAACAUGGGACAGAACAGUCUCUACUGCUGUUGACUCUACAUGGACAGAACAGUCUCUACUGCUGUUGACUCUAACAUGGGACAGAACAGUCUCUACUGCUGUUGACUCUCUAACAUGGGACAGAACAGUCUCUACUGCUGUUGACUCUCUAACAUGGGACAGAACAGUCUCUACUGCUGUUGACUCUCUAACAUGGGACAGAACAGUCUCUACUGCUGUUGACUAAACCUGAGGACAGAACAGCUCUACUGCUUUCUGUUGAAUCUCUAAACAUGGGACAGAACAAGUCCUCUACUGCUGUUUGACUCUCUAACAUGGGACAGAACAGUCUCUACUGAUGUUUGACCUCUCUAACAUGGGACAGAACAGUCUCUACUGCUGUCGACUCUCUAACAUGGGACAGAACAGUGUCUACUGCGUUGACUCUAAACAUGGGACAGAACAGUCUCUACUGCUGUUGGACUCCUAACAUGGGAACAGAAAACAGUCUCUGACUGCUGUUGACUCUUCUAACAUGGGACAGAACAGUGUCGAACUGCGGUUGACUCUAAACAUGGGCAGAAAGUCCUCACUGCUGUUGACUCCUAACAUGGGACAGAACAGUCUCUACUGCUGUUGACCUCUCUAACAUGGGGACAGAACGUGUCUAUGCGGUUGACUCUAACAUGGGACAGAACAGUCUCUACUGCUGUUGACUCUAUAACAUGGGACAGAACAGUCUCUACUGUGACCGAAAGCCAUUUGCAUGGAUCUAAGAGGAUACUUUUCUGAGUCUCCUUAUCUACCUGUCAGUGCACUAACUAGUAGCUACCUUUAAAUUACUUUUUUUCCAGAACAGGUAAAUGGUGACGCUCUCUGUGUUGUUUAUCUACAGCUCAGACUGCUUUAAGUGAUGAGAGAUAAGUGCUUUUUGUGGUCGGUUCGGUUCAAUUAUAAAUAAAAAAAUUAUCACGGUUUUCAAUUUCGGUUUCAAUUAUUUGGUUUGAAUGUUGUAACAACACAGAAUAAAACAAUUAAUAAAAGUCCCAUGAUGGUAGUGACUGCCCAUUACUGCUUAUCACUUAUUAACCAUCAAUUAUUCACAUCACUUUAUAUAUUUCAGUUGUUGUGUAUAUUACAUUUGUUUUAUUUGAUGACUUCAUUAUUUCAUUCCAAGUCAUCUCAUCUCUAUAGAGCUGCUGCCUAUGUUGUCAGAUAAAAUCACUGUUUAGUAGUUCUUCAAAGUAAAUAAGGCAUACAUUUAUGACUGCUGAAUACCAAAUAUCCAUCACUUUGUAUUUUCAGGUAGAGAUACCUUGUGUAGGAACAGCUGCUCUCUACAUCACCUGACGAUCACGCAUUCUACUCUCUUCUGUAGCAGGCGGUAAAAAACAACAACACAGAACGGACAAGUAGAUGUGCAAUGGAUUGUGGUCAUUGUAGUUAAUUACCAUGUUUUAAUGCGCUAAACUAUGUAGAAUAUUGGCCUGUUGGAAACUACAACUCCCUACUAAAUCGCACAGUUCAGGCUUGAUCUGAUUCAUCUCUAGAGAAAAUCUGCAAUGUGCACAUUGAGCUCUCAGAAGAAAAAAAAAUACAUUUGAUUUUAAAUAAUCGAAACGGAAGUCUGUCAAUUAGUUGUUUAGAAACCUGAAAAAUAACCGACAUUUCGGUUAAUGGCUCAGAACUAAGUGCUUUACAAACACACCGUUUGUAGUGUGUGUGUAUGCCUUCAUGAUGCCAAUGAACAGAAUGAGAGAAGCAGAUCUCGGGGAACUGAAAGUAAACAUGACACAGUUCUACACCAUGUAGGCUAAGUGUCUACAUUAUGACAAAAGGCAAGAUGAGCCUCGUUCAACAUACUAGAAAGGCUGAUGAGGGGAGAAUUAAAAAGUGGGAAUCAUCUGUUUGCCAACAUUACAACAACAAAGAAGUUACUAAACAUCUAACCCCUACCCUUUUUUCUUAUCGGACAUCAUUACACACGCGAUAAAAGAGCACAAUAUGUAGUGCAAAUUUUUCCCCCCCCAGCUUGGCAACAAAAGUUAGAGGCAUUUUACCUUGAACGAGCCGAGUACCAAGUUCGACUUUAUGGUCUCAGAGGGUUUUGAAGCAAUAAUCUAACAUAAGACAUGAAAACUGUACAUUGAUAAUACCCAGCCUACCAGGGUUUAAUUUUUUUUUUACCUUGAAUGAGCUGUGUACCAAUGUCUCAUCCAAGUCGAUCACUACACACUUCUUCCCAUAGUCUGAUAUGUUCAUCUCUGGUAGGAGGAAUUUGGCUGGAGGCUGAAGGAGAGAGAGAGAGAGAAGAGAUUAUAUGUUAGAGAGCGAGGUAGAGAGAGAGAGAGGGGAGAGACGAGGUAGAGAGAGAGAGAGAGAGAGAGAGGGGGAGAGAAAGAGAGAGAGGAGACAGAGCGAGACGAGAGAGAGAGAGAGGGAGAGAGAGAGAAGAGAGAGAGUAUAGAGAGAGAGAUAUAUGAGGAGAUGAGAGAGAGAGCAGAGACAGGAGAGUAUAGGGAGGAGAUAGAGAGCGAGGUAGAGAGAGAGAAGAGGAAGAGAUACGAUAAUCGAUACGCUUGUGAUAGUUGAGAAGUGAGAUUAGAGGAGACUAUCAGAGAUAUAAAGAUCUUUUAUCAUUAUCAUAUACCUACUUUAGAGAUAUCUAUCUCCAGAUUCGCGUGGUAUUCGCCUCUAUCUCUAUAUCGCAGAGCUCUAGUUUAGAUGAGAUCCCUCUCUCUGCUCGGUCUUCCCCUCUCUCGUCAUCCUCUCUGUAUCUCUCCUCAGCUGCUUUCUCUCCUCCCGCUCGAAGGCUCUCUUUCUCGCUUUUCUCUCUCCGGCUUCGGCCCCGGGAGAUCAGUUACGGGCAUCUCUCGAGAGGGGGGGUCUAAUCCUGAGAGUUGUUCCGUAUGAGGAACUCCUCCCCUCCCUCUCUACUCGGUUCUCUCUCUAGUCGGGAGAUGUAUAAUGAUCGAUUCUUCAGAGAAUAUUCAACACAUAGAGAUAUCAUUAGUUAAUGUGUGAUUAGCAGCCCAGUAUAAAUAGUGAGUCUGAUGUUUCCCAUGAAGAAGGAAGAACGGAGAGAAACAUGAACACUAGCGCUAGCUAACACUGUGGAACUGUCUGUGGUUCUCUCUUUUGCACAGAUCGGGUCUACAUCAAAACAGAACCAACAACACUCCGAGGACUGAAGCUACCCAACAACACUCCGAGGACUGAAGCUACCCAACAACACUCCGAGGACUGA